Aspergillus calidoustus is the source of this 300-nucleotide messenger RNA. The record is from the annotation of a GenBank genome assembly. Lineage: Eukaryota; Fungi; Ascomycota; Eurotiomycetes; Eurotiales; Aspergillaceae.
AUGUCAACUCCAGGACCCAAGACAAGAUCCACCUCUCCCACCGUCUUCGAACAACACCGCGAGGAGCUGGUGAGGGAGAUUGCCGUGGGUAUGGAGCAAGUCCUGCAGAACAUCAACCGGUUAAAUCGAAAUCUGGAAAGCAUCAUUGCGGUUGGCAACGAAUUCGGCUCCGUCGAGGCCCUCUGGUCGCAAUUUGAGAACUUCAUGGGGAGACCACGAGAAGAGGUCGAGGAGAGCAACAGCCGACCGAAAGACGAGAACCACGACGAUGGUCAGCGUGAGCAACACCAACAUCAAUGA